This is a messenger RNA of Hemicordylus capensis (graceful crag lizard), 11072 nucleotides long. RefSeq names its product FKBP prolyl isomerase 5 (gene FKBP5). Lineage: Eukaryota; Metazoa; Chordata; Lepidosauria; Squamata; Cordylidae. Bases 172 to 1542 code for a protein of 456 amino acids. The transcript is spliced from 11 exons. Gene Ontology annotation, molecular function: peptidyl-prolyl cis-trans isomerase activity; protein binding. The record is from RefSeq and is a predicted model, not a curated record.
ACUGACGGGCAGCCGGAAGGGCCAGUAGGCACGAGAAGGAGGGAUUUAGUGAAGGGGACUCGCGGCCAACGCCGGUAGCUCGUGUCACUCCCGGUCGGGUAACGCGGCGGAAAGGCAACGUCUGGAGCGGGCGGCGGCAAGGACGCAGGGCUGUGCAUCUGAAAUGAGAUCAUGACAACCGAUGAGGCUACAAAGAAGGAAGGAGAAGUUCAGACAGCAACUCUUGCUGAACAAGGCGAGGAUAUCACACCAAACAAAGAUCGAGGAGUUCUGAAGAUUGUGAAGAGGCCAGGGAAUAAAGAUGAAUCUCCUAUGAUUGGAGACAAGGUUUAUGUCCACUACAAAGGGAAGCUGGCCAAUGGAAAAAAGUUUGAUUCCAGCCGUGACAGGAAUGAGCCAUUUAUCUUCAGCCUGGGCAAAGGCCAAGUCAUCAAGGCAUGGGAUAUUGGGGUUGCCACCAUGAAAAGAGGAGAGAUCUGCCACUUGCUGUGUAAGCCAGAGUAUGCAUAUGGUUCUGCUGGCAGUGUCCCAAAAAUCCCCUCUAAUGCAACACUCUCCUUUGAGAUUGAGUUGCUUGAUUUCAAAGGAGAGGAUUUAUUUGAGGAUGGAGGCAUCAUCCGCAGAAUCAAACAGAAAGGUGAAGGAUAUUCCAAUCCCAACGAAGGAGCUGCUGUACAAAUCCAUCUGAAAGGAUUUUGUGAUGGCAAAUUGUUUGAUAACAGAGAUGUAGCAUUCACUGUUGGAGAAGGAGAAGACCAUGACAUUCCCAUUGGAAUUGACAAAGCUCUGGAGAAGAUGCAAAGAGGAGAACAGUGUAUCCUGCAUAUUGGAGCACAAUAUGGGUUUGGUGCAGCAGGGAAGCUUAAAUUUGGCAUAAUGCCAAAUGCUGAACUUUUGUAUGAAGUUACAUUGAAAAGCUUUGAAAAGGCCAAAGAAUCCUGGGAGAUGGACACCAAAGAGAAACUCGAACAGGCUGCCAUUGUCAAAGAGAAAGGAACUGUGUACUUCAAGGAAGGCAAGUAUCUGCAGGCAGUGAUUCAGUAUGGGAAGAUUGUAUCCUGGUUAGAAAUGGAAUACGGCUUAUCAGAAAGGGAAUCUAAAGCUUCAGAAUCCUUGUUGCUGGCAGCCUUCCUCAACCUUGCCAUGUGCUACCUGAAGUUGCGGGAGUAUGCUAAAGCUAUUGAGUAUUGCAAUAAGGCAUUAGCACUGGACCAGAGCAAUGAAAAGGGCCUGUACAGGAGGGGUGAAGCACGGCUACUUAUGAAUGAAUUUGAAUUGGCAAAAUGUGACUUUCAGAGAGUGCUAGAAGUAAAUCCUCAAAACAAGGCAGCCAAGUCUCAGAUCACCGUGUGUCAUAAGAAGACGAAGGAGCACAAUGAUCGUGAUCGGAAGAUAUACGCCAACAUGUUCAAGAAAUUUGCAGAGAGAGAUGCAAAGGAGGAGGCCAGUAAAACCACAGGAGAGAAGGAAGAAAAGUCAUCUUCUGAAAUGGGGCAUAAGAAGACAUUCACUGAAGACGAGGAAUCAGAGGGCCAUGUAUGACUGCACAGCAGAAAGACAAUCUUUCUGAAUUGGGCCUGCACUCAAACAGGUUUCUGAAGAACUCGGAAUUCAACAGUGUUUAUUGUAAAGCUUGUUACAGUAGGCAUUAUUGUGGAAGCAAAAAGCCUAUCCAGCAGCUUCAUGAGCAACUAUAGCAUCAUUGCCACUGCUGCAAGCAAGUUCAGCAGUGGAAGAUGAGCAGAGGGACAGUAUGGGACCACGCAAAGUGGAACAAAUGGUUUAAAAAAAACAAACACAACGGCUUUUGUUCAUAGAAGAUUUUUACUGAGAUGGCUCAAACAGAACUCAUUUCAGUUUGUAUCAACUCUUUAGGCAGUGGCGAGGGUUCUAUUAAGCAAGUUAGCAUAUAGGAGCUGUCAGCUGUAUAAUUUUGGCAUUGUAUUUGGUUGUACUGUAGUAGCACCACAUGGGUGUCCAUUGACUGUCUUAAAAUGAAACAAAAAACCAGACCCAAGUGCUACCAACUCAAGGCAUCACACUAGCACCAAGUGGAAAACAAUUUUAUGGGCUUGAAUGCCAGACUUCUUGGAUCUCUUUCUGUCUGUCUUGUAUUUCAGAUGGGUUUCUGUAGCACAAACUGGUUUCUCAGGGAGCUGAGUAGUCCAAAUCACAUUGUUGUUGUUCUUAAAUGAUUGCUUGCUGGCAAGGACCCUGACACAGUGAUGCUUGAGCACAGCAGAAGUGUGCGUGCCAGCUUCAGUGUGUGAGCAUCUCUUCCCAACUCAGCCUCCUGGCCAAAAUGAUGAUAAAUUCUAUCACUUUAGACAGUUCUGAUAACCUACUGUUGGGCAGUAGAAAGGGCACCUGAUUAAGUCAGAUGCUUUCCCCUGUUGUGUGGGGGCAUGGGGAUGCUUAAGCACUGGAGCUGAUUUCGUUUUAUGGCUCUGUGUUGCUGAAUCAGGGCAAAUGUAUUCAGGGAUGGGCUUGGAUCAAGUGUUUAGUUCUUUUAGAGAUCUUUUUGUAUGCUUCUCCUGAGAUAUUACAGUAAAAGUAAUCGGUAGUAAAAGAAAUCAGGAUAAAUAACAUUUCCUUUCAGAAAAUUAUUAUUAUUAGCCCUAUUAGUAAUGCAAUUGUGUAUUUUCCCACCAUAUUAAAAAUAUUUUAAGAAAAGAAGUUUUACAACUUGGUCUUAAGAACUUGGCUUAUUCUGGAAUCCCUAUCCUCACUCUGUGCCAUGUUUUGUAUUAAGUAGAUUAUUCACUCCGAGUCCUACAAAUGGUUCCUAAGGUUGCUUUUAGGUUUAAAGCAGUGGGCUUUCACUGUAGAUAUAGUACCGGAGAGUUAUAUCAAUCUCCAUUAAAUAUCAGAACAGCACUGAAAUAUAUUUUGGCUCCAAUCCAGAGGAAGUUCUGAUAGCCGCAACUAACUUAUCCUGCUGAUUUCAGUGGGACUUAAGUACAACUAAUUUUCUCCGGGUUUGGGUCAGUGGUAAGUUUACUGAUCUGUGAUGGAACAUGAACACAUCCACAGCAUACUCUCCUAUAGCUCCAUUAUAAUGUUGGGCAUUUUGCUUUCUAUAUGUCAAGUGGACAAUACUUUUGUCCAUCUGAAAUAUAGAUGUCAGAUGUUUUAAAACCAUUUUAGUUUUUAUUCUUAUUCCUAAUUUUCAGUCAACAGAUUCUUAACAUCUUUCCUGCCAAUUUUCGUCUCUGUUAAAAUGCAGUGUCUUUUCUUCCUGCUCUUGCUAUGAUUAAGAUAAUUCUCCCUUUCUCUCCACUGUUGUGUAUGAUUAUAACAAAUAGAGAAGAAUUUCUGAAACCUUACUGAUAAUAUAUUCAAACCAGACUGCAGGGUACAGGAUGGUUCAAUUUGCCCUAAUAACAUGGAGAUAUCCCAAACAGUCCUUGAGUUAGAAACCAGUGACUGAAAGCAGAUAUUCUGCUUUUGAAAUCAGUGUGAUAGUCCUGUGCUGACUAUUUACUUUAAAGGAGACAUGAGUCCAAUUAGUACAGGCAGUUCUGACCCUCGCAAAGGGUGGUACAUGUGUCCUCAUAGUAAAAGUGAUUGAACAUUUUUCACUUGCUCAGAUUGCUAUUCAGAAUUCUGUGAGAUGAAUGGAUAAAAUUGCACUCAAGCUGCACUGAGCACAAACUGCUUGUGUGACAGAAUGCUCAUAUAGCUUUUUUUUUUUUUUUUUUGCUGCCUGGCCAGCUGUAUUGUUCUUCUAUACCAAAUCAUAGAAGUAAAGAUGCUUCUUUCUUUAGCCAAAUUGACAUAUUUGAUCCAAGAUAACCACUCUCAUUUUUGCUGCUCUUAUGUUUAUAAAUAGCAUAAGCCAUAUGAAUGAUGCAAAGGCCUUAAACUCAUCCAUAAUGAACUAGGCAGAAGUUAACAUCUGCCAUUGAUUACAUCUUAAGCGGUUAGCAAAAGAAAGGUCGCAUAGCUCACAUUGCAACAUUACUACAUUGAUGUCAGUUGGAAUUAGAAUUUGGUACAAGCACUAAAUUUUCUGUUUGUGUAUUUGAGCCUUUUGUUUUGAAGGAAUGUGGAUCUUAUCAUCCUGUUGGGUACAAAUUGAUGUGGCUUUAUCUCUGUCUAGUCUGGAUAGAAAGUUUUCAAGGGCUUCUAAGUAUAAUUUUUCUGAAUGUGGUGGUUAGGGGUGUGCACAAAACUCGCUGGUUUCGGUUUGAGUCUGAACUGGGCCAGUUCAGUUUUGCCUCCCUCAAAACACACACAGACACCCAGUUUGGUUUGGCUUGAGGGGGGCUUGCGAUUUUUUUUUAAAAAAAAAUUAAACUUAUCUCCUCCAGGGGCACUUCUCCGAGGCCAUGGAGGGGAUCCCUAGAGGUUCUCCCUCCCCCCGCCAGCCUCAGUUAUGCCUUAAAUAAAAUUGCCUGGUUUGAACAGUCUUCGACCCUUUCCAGGCCUUUCGCCUGUCGUGUUGGCCAUUUUGGAGGCUGCUGCGUAUGCGCAAUGGGCUUCUGCAUGGCCUGGGUCAUGACCCAGCCACACAGGGCCAAUUGUGCAUGCAUGGUGGCCUCCAAAAUGGUCACUGCAAUGAAGGAAAGGGCCGAAGACUGCCCAAACUGGGAUAUUUAAGGCAUAAUGACAGCGGAGGAUGGGGGAACCUCUGGGGGAACCCCCCCCAGCAGCCUUGGAGAGUAAGUUUUAAAAAAACAUUAAAAAUUAAAAAACUUCAAACCACACACACACACCCCCAACAGGUCAGGGGAGUUCAAUUCAAUGUUGAAUCGUGUUCAGCUUGACAUUGAGCCUUCAAACUAUAUCGGUUUGAUAUCAAACCGGUUUGCACAUCCCUAGUGGUGGUGAUGAUUUUUAAUCCUACUAAGGAAGGCCAAGUUUAGCUCCAAAUGAAAUGGUCUCAUUUCUCAUAAAUUUUUGUUGCAAAUGUAAGCAAGGAUGAACGGUAUUCUUAAAACUCUUGCAAAUUAGUGCCACGCACAUUGUGUGUUUAGUUAGGAUUUCAGUAACAGUAUGACCAUAUACCUUAGCUAUACCACAUAUAGCUAAGAUACCUCAUAUCUUAGCUGCAGGAUAUACUUUUGCUUUCAUCUGAAGUACACUAAGUUUUGAUGCAUAAAGGCCUUUCCCUAGUUAAGGAGCAGCUGUAGAAGCUACCUUAUUGCUAGUCUCCUCAGCUGGAACAUGGUGAGACGUAUGGUGAUGAAAGCUAUGUAAUAUCCAAACCAUGUUUCAAGUCUUGUAAGAAUAAGAAAUCAGUUCCGUUUUGCAUUUUACGUUCCUUUUCAUUCUCAUAAAAUCUGUUUCUAGGUCAAAGUAAUUACUUAGACAGUUCAUCUGAACUGGUAUUUAUCAUAACUGUUCUCCCCCUUCAUAUGACAAGUUGUAAUGAGCAUUUCCCAUCCCAUUUCCCAGCAGCUUCCUCAAGCGAUACUUGUUUGGGCUCAGCUAAUAUUUUCCAGCUCCUCUAUGCUGUUCCUCCUUUCCAUCAAAUUGCUCACAAAUCAUAGAUCUUUGCUGAGGAUAUCUGACAGUUUUUAGUGCUGGGAGAUUGCUGUGGUUUGGAAACUUGAACCCCUACAGGUGGAUUUUCAGGCAACUUCUUCUUCUGUGGUCCUGUAGACUGGUAAUCAGUGUUUAGUUUUAUGUCUGAAUCAAGAUAACUGCACCUGCCUCGGUAUUAAGUGGCUCUCAUUUUGUUCUUGAACACAGCCAUUUGAUGUUCAGUUAUUUGCUCUAACCCAAAUUGACAUUUUUCAGAAGCGUUGAUCCUUGCUUAACACCUCUGUGUUGUUCCAAAGUUACUUACACUAAUUCAGACACAGCACCCAGAUUAAUCUUCAUGAAAGCUUUUGAAGGAGAAAAGUGAAAGGUCUAGAUAAACUUCCCAAGCCCUCCUUGCUAUAUAACUUUUCCCAGUUGAAGGGAUAGAUUGGAUUGCUUUCCAAAGAGAAAGGAGCCCACUUCCUGCCUUUAUAAAUCACUGCAUGUUUUGGUGCUUGAACAGCACUAUGCUGCUGAAGUGGUACCUCCUAGUUGUUAGUAAGCUACCCCAAAGCCUUCUCAGUUAUAUUUUACUUGUGAGGAGUCUCCUGUUGAAAAAAGAGAAGCAGAACCAACCAACUUGUUGGAAUGUUUUUUCUGCAUGCCAAAAUUUUGCUGACCCUUCUUGCUCUGUUUUCUCCCUUCUUCUUAUAAGAUGUACCUGGAUAGUAUGGCUUUCUUCCUGUCCAUGGGCUCUUACUUAUGUUUCUGUGGUGCCCUUACUGGCCCUCCUCACCAUCCCAAUAACUUGCUGAUCAGCAUCUUAUUUAUAGUGCUUAGUCUGAGGUGAGAAAUGGAUUCUGCACUUUCAUUAUCACCUUGUUCCACAUUUUUGAUGCCUGCUGAAUCUGGCGGCUGCUGUACUUGGCUAAGUCAGCACAAAGAGAGAAAUAUAUAAUUUCCAUCCUAUCUGUGCUGUAGCAAUGGGCUGACAGUUACAGACCUUAUUAAGCCAGUAACAACCACUAUCAACAUAAUGAGGCUCUUCUCAUGGCACAAUCUGCCUGAGUUACCCUAGGCAACUUGGGUCAGCUGGAGCACUGGGAGCCCUUCGCCCCCGGCUGCUCCAGCCGAGGGUAUCCCGCCUUUUCUACCUGGCUCUUAACUGAGGUAGAGCUAACCAAUGGUUUGUUCUACCUUGGCAUAAAAUUGUGUAUGUGUGAUCGCCACCCGGUAGCUGGGCUUGCCCCCAGAUCCAUGCCAUUUUGGGCAAUGAGCCUGGGUGGGGGGAGUGGCUGUGCAGAGCACAGAGCAGCCGCGCUGCAGCUCACUCAGGAAAUACUGGGGAUGCAGGAGGACAUCAUCCUCCCGAUCCCAGCUCGAGACUCUGCCGUGGCACAGCUCGUGUGGAAGACCCCCUCCACUCAUCUGUGGGGAAGGCAGGCAAGCUCCUGCCUUCCCCCAGCCCUGCAGGAAAAGUUGUGAGAAUGACCUCUUUGUCUUACAAAAAGGAUCUCUACAUCUGAUAUUCUGAGAAUGUGACAUAGCCAGAUUCCUAAGAUGUCAUCUUCUUGGGCCUUUUGGUCAAGUGCUCUUCACCUUGGAACAAUAAAAACCUAGAUAUUUUGUAAAGUGUUCUCUUUACCUGUUCCUCAAAGCCUUAAUUCAACAGCCAGAAUUCAUAAUCAAUUUAACCUGGCUUACUAUUCCCAACUUGCCACUCUGUCUUACUGUUAUGAUGCCCAUGUUUAGGGGUCCACAAACUUUGACUAGUCCUGGUAGCCAGCUAAAAGGUGUUGUCACCACUGAUCCUUUCUCUCAUCUUAGGACAAGGGUGAGAGCUUGUGCCUAUUGUUCUGAUUAGUCUUCAGAAAUGUUCAGAAGGAGUAAUGUCUCACUUCUCGAGUGCCUUUUUGAAGCCCAGAAUGAGUUCAGAGACAAGCCCCUUCUAAUCUUUUGCUUUGUGUUUGCUUCAAAUAAAUUUGCCAAAUGGGAAGAGAUGCUUGCUACCAGCGAGUGCACUUGUGGACCCUGCGCCCAUGUCAUUCAUAGUUUCUGCUGGCCUACAAAACAAGCCACAUGACUGUAGUGCAUAGCAUUACUUCUGACUAGCCAUUUUUCUGCAUUCCAUAGGGAGUCUGUUUCCUUGUUAGAAUAAUUCAGAGAUCUCUAUUAGAAUCUUGAGAAUGUUGAAAGAAUAGGUGGGUUGGUAAGUUUUCCCAACUGAUUCAAGUCUCACAGCUUAAUUGUUGAAAGUCUUUCUUUUAAAGACAGAUGCCCAGAAAUGUUGGUGACUUUUGUACAGUAGGAGGCAGAGGUUGUUUUAUCAGAGGUGAGUUACAGUGGGGUUUGCCCCUCUGUAUACUUUCUGGGCCUCUGCCUUCCAACUUUGGAAUGGGAAGACCAAAUUACUAGCUCACAAAACUUUUUAAAAGAAUUAAAUUCAUUGAAGAUUCAUGGCUUUUAGCUACAGUAACUAAAUAAAACCUCCAUAGCCAAGGUACUUCUGAGAAGUAGAAAAAAACAGAAAAAAGUCCUCACCAUCAUGCCCUGCUUAUGAGCUUCCAAAAGCAUCUGCCUGACCUCUAUUGGAAACAAUGCUGGGAUAAUCUUGCAUCUACUCCAGCAAGGCAAUUUUUUAUAGUGGUAUGAACUGAGGACCUUCAAAGUUAGUGUUGCUUUGCAUACAUAAAUAUGUGUUCCCCCUUCCAGGACUAUGCAUGUGCUGUGAUGUGCAUGUGGAGCUUCUCUACUUUGUUUGAAUAAUCCUUUCUAGUGAGUACAAAGGAAGUCCGCUUGCAAAGAAACCACAUUUUAUUUUGGAGCUCUGUUGCCGGCAAGGAAUUGAUAAUUGGGGCAUUCAGAGAGGCAUAGCACUCAAAAAGACCAGAGAUGUAGUUAGCACAACAAUGCUCUUAAAUGUAUCAGCAGUUGAGAACCUCUUCACUCUUGUUUUCUAAUACAAAGUUAAUACAAAGUCAAGGUUGUAGCUCCGUUUGAGUGGGCCCUGGGACAAAAAGUGAACAUGGGCCUAGAGCAAAGAGCAAACUGCCACGCAAUUUAUGCCCCCCCCUUCAAUUGUAGUACGUCCCUCUACAAAGUAUUGCGGAAAGGUGCAUAAAACAGUCAUGUGUUUGACUGAAAGGACGUGCCUAUCGGCCUUCCCUCACUUUCUCUAUCCCCAGUACCAGCUCUCUGUCCCCUACCAUCAAAGGACAACUGCCUUUUUUUUUUAAUGGUAGAAGACACAGAGUCAGCAAUGGGAACUGAAUAACUAUGUGGGCGGGGAAGAGGUGUGGAGGCAGUCACACACAAGUAGUUUAGCACUCUACUGUGUACAGAGUUUGAUAUGGAACCUGCAGUUCUUCAGCACUCUCUCAUCUUAUUGUUUAAAAGACUCUAAGCUCCUCAAGUUUACGAAACAGAGCUAUGCAUUCAUCCCUGACAGCACAACUCCAAGCUAAGCGCAGCUCAGUCCAAUGGCAGUGAUGUGUAUGGCACAGUGGAGAGGCAGUUGGCCAUCUGAAUUGUGACUUGAUCCAGGCAAACCAGGGCAUUGCACAGCUAGCAUAAAAAUGUAUAAAUGAUCUGUGUUGCUACCAGUACAUGUGUUGGGAAGCCUGGAAACCUGUAUGUGACAUGGCUUCCUGAAGUGGUGUAUUUAUACUACUACUACGAAUAAUUUACCUCACUUCCAUUUGUUCAUACCUCUCACAGUGAAUUGAUGGCAGGCAUCUCCCACAUUCUGAUCCAGUUUUCUCUCUUUGGGGCCACGCUGGUUCUCAGUCCCAGAGUGAAAUAGAAAUACGGUCAUUCAUAUGUUACUUUGUAUGCAGUUAUUCUCCGUAAAGAAUACUCUGAUGUGGUCUUGAAAAGGAGAAAAGGGGAGACUGAGAGUUUCUAUUACCAUUUACAGAUAAAAAUGCAGAGUGGGUCAUCUACCUCAGGUUCAGAAACUCUGCAUCUCCCGUCUCCAGUGAUGCAAGGGCAGUGCUGCAAAUAUCCUCUUGCAAGCUGCUUCUAGGUGAGUUUCAGCACUUCAGGGAUGGGGAAUGAUACCUUGCUCUGAAGUGUUCUUGCAGUCUGCUGCCAAAGAAACUGAAGCUCCGACACUAUGGCCUUAAGGGUGACUUCAUUCUGUGACUCUUUAUUCAUUCAAACCUUUCCUGAAGCUGCCAGUUUUUCAGAGUCCAUCUAUUUUUCAUCUAAUUGGCUUUGAGGGAAUUACUCCUCAGCCAGACAUCUGAAUCCUCUCUCUUCCAUGCUAUUACAGGGGAAACAAAUUAUUUCAAUAACGGAAUGAAAGAAGCACUGCUGGAGUCUUAAAACUGUGGAAGGGUGCAUUUGCCAUGCAUUCUGUGGGCUGAAGGCACUUUUUUUUAAAGCAGGCAAUGGGGUAUGAUGUAUUCUCAUUACAUUCAGUAUAAGUGUACCUUUUUCCUCUUGUGGGGUGAGCUCUGAAAAACUGGUUCCUUACAUUUGCAUGAAACACACACACACACACACACACACACACACACACACACACACACACACACACACACACCAGAGAAGCACUGAAACUAUUUUAACAAUGUCUCCCUGUUAGAAAAGAAAAGUUGAGAAAGACUGAAUAAAUCUACAUAUGCUACUUUUUUUUAAAAAAAAGUGGACAGUCUGUCUUAAGGAUGCCAGGAGGUACAAGAUGAUGUCUGCGCUAGCAUUUGACAUGCUGGUUAGUUGGUCAGCCUGCCUGCCUCAUACAGACAGUGAAGGUGAGUUCACACUGCAGGUAAAGAACCCACUAUGACUGCUCUUUAAUUAUUGCAUCUGUCUCCACCCUGUGAAUCUUUGUUCCUUUGUACACGUUCCUGAUAGAGAUCCUUGGAGUCUGGUAAUUUGACAUGUCCAGUUGUAAUUGCACCAUAGAAUAACUAUAAACUGGAAGUCAUCCAUACAUUGAAUGAAAUCUACCUGGUUACCCCCAUCACCCACCUGCCUAUUUUAUGAAUUCAAAAUAGAGUUGAAAAUUUGCUUUUCUUUCUGACUCUCACUCUCACAUUCUAUGUAUUCAGAUGUGGUUUAUAGAAAAUAACAGAACUAACAGGCAAUGCUGACAGAAGACGAAUAAUGGUUUUUGAUGUAUGUGAACAAGAGCCAUUAUGGAUCUCAUGUCUGCAUUACUAGUUAGUUCUAUUAUUUCCUGUCCAAUUGCAAGGUCUUGCUGUGUGAAGGAAAUGUCUCCAUUAGAUUUUUAUAUUUCCAAAGAGAAGCUUGGCAGCAUUGUUCUCUCCCUCUCUCACUCUCUCUCAACAUAGCACAAUAAGAGAAUUCUAGCACGGCAUGGGUCCACAAAGUGGAAGAAAAAUGAAAGUAAUCUUGAUUAAAUGAACAUCUUCAUUGAGUAGGGAUGCUAGUUUUAUGCUGCUUAAGAUCACAUGUUGCUGGUAUGGCACAAAGGUGAAUUGUUCCAAGGGUGUUCUAGUGACUGGUAUCUCCUUGGAGGGUGGACCUUCUCAAAAUGCCUGUUACAAUGACUUAAAGCACUUGUCAGUGUUGGGGGGACUGUUUUAACCCCUACUUGUGUCAAAACCAUGAAACAAAUAAAAUCUGACCUUUUUUCA